CUCCAUCCACCAGAAACUCUUCCCACCUGCGAAUCUCUCCAAUUGCACCUCAACCACCCAAGAACAGACCAGAAAAAAAAAAGCCAAAGAACAAUGGCCGAUCAAGACCCUCGCACCCCGAUCCUCCUCCUCAAAACCCGCUCCACCCCGCACGACGGCUACGACGACUUCUUCACGAGCCAAAACUACAACCCCGCCUUCAUCCCCGUGCUGGAGCACCACUUCCAGACGACCAACCUCCAACGCGUCCACGACUUGCUCGUAUCCGGGGGCUUUCACGCGGGCCAUCCGAACCAGAAGUACGGCGGCAUCAUCUUCACAAGCCAACGCGCGGUGGAGGGGUUCGCCCACGUCCUCGAGGGCAUCGAUGAACCAGACCUAACCCCCCUCACGCUCCCCCUCUACACCGUCGGCCCCGCAACCCACCGCUCCCUCUCCGCCCUGACAACCACCUACCUCCCCAACGCGACCCUCCACGGCCAGGACACGGGCACCGGCGAGCUCCUCGCGCAGUUCAUCCUCUCGCAUUACCCUACGUACCCUUACCCUUGCCCUUACUCUUACACCACAGGCAACCCAGAUGCGAACACCCCAGCAGAUCCCCAGCCCCCGAACCAGACCCCGAACCCGAACCCCGCAAGAAAACCCCUCCUCUUCCUCGUCGGCGAACAGCGCCGCGACAUCAUCCCCAAGACGCUGAUGGACCCGGCGCGGCGGCCCGACGCCCGCAUCGCUGUGGAGGAGUUGGUGGUCUACGAGACCGGGGUGAUGGCCGGGUUUGAGGAGGCGUUUGGGGCGCGGAUUCGCGCGGAGCGGGAUGCGUUCCAGCGAAAACAGCAGCAGCAGCAGCAACAGGAAGACGACGAGAAAGUGGUCUGGACGGUGGUGUUUUCGCCGACGGGGUGUGAGGCUAUGGUGAGGGUUUUGGAGACGGUGGAUGCUUCUUCGUCAUCGUCGUCAUCGGCGGUUCUGGGUGGUGGGUUGGGGUUGCGGGGGGAGGAUGGGGAUUUGGACCACAAGGAUAACGGCAGGAGGUUCUUUGUGGCGACCAUUGGUCCGACGACCAGGGAUUAUCUCAGGAAUCGGGUCGGGUUCGAACCCGAUGUCUGUGCGGAGAAGCCUAGUCCCGAGGGGGUCGGGAGGGGGAUCCAGAAGUUUAUGGAGGAGUACAGGGCGGGGAAGAAACAGUCCAAAAACUGA
Molecule: messenger RNA, 1200 nt
Organism: Aspergillus aculeatus ATCC 16872
Lineage: Eukaryota; Fungi; Ascomycota; Eurotiomycetes; Eurotiales; Aspergillaceae
Product: uroporphyrinogen-III synthase HEM4
Exons: 2
Coding region: 94-1200 (368 amino acids)
Biological process (GO): uroporphyrinogen III biosynthetic process
Molecular function (GO): uroporphyrinogen-III synthase activity
Source: RefSeq, a predicted model, not a curated record